Molecule: messenger RNA, 424 nt
Organism: Acyrthosiphon pisum (pea aphid)
Lineage: Eukaryota; Metazoa; Arthropoda; Insecta; Hemiptera; Aphididae
Exons: 3
Coding region: 65-334 (89 amino acids)
Source: RefSeq, a predicted model, not a curated record
AUUUUUAAAUGAUGUAGUUACAGGCAAUUAUAGAACUACAAGUAAUAUUAAUCCUGUAAAUAAUAUGUCAGUGUUAGAUAGUGAAGCCAGUCCAGAACAGAGUACUAAGCCAACAAAAAGAUCAAAGAAUGAUACUUUUGAAGAAUCAAUUUUAAAGGAAUUGCGUGAAUCAAGACCGGUUGCACCAACAAGGGCUCCACCAACUAACGAAGAAAACGGGGACUUACACUUCUGUAAAUAUUUGGCACAUUUAAUGAAAAAUAUGACAGAAAAAAAAAAAUUAAGAUUACAAUCACAAUUUAUAUGCCAAGUUAUUGAUAGUUUGGAAGACUGACUAUGAAGUUUAAGACAGAUUAUUAAAUUAUAAGACUGAAAGUAACUUCUUAUAAAUUUGUUAAAUUAUUUUUUAUUAUUUUAUUUUGAA